CCGAGGUCCCGUCCCCUCACUGAGGAAAGUAAAUAAGAUCCUCCUAGAAUUUUGUCCUGGCUCCACUUUAACAACGGCGCGGUGGGUGUGGCGUUUAGGGGGCGGGGAUAGGCAAAUAGUGCCCUUUUUGGGGCGGGGAAACGAGACAGAGGUACGUGUUGGGGAUAGGCUAUCUUUUUCAGGGCGUGGCUUAUGGAUUCUCACUUUCCCGCCGACGGUUGACCACGUCACGUGACAUGGGUUGGAAGAUGGCGUCUCCCACAGACGGUACAGAUUUGGAAGCAUCUUUGCUAAGUUUUGAAAAACUUGAUCGUGCCUCACCAGAUCUUUGGCCAGAGCAAUUACCAGGUGUUGCUGAAUUUGCAGCUUCCUUCAAAAGCCCUAUUACUAGUUCUCCACCUAAAUGGAUGGCUGAAAUAGAACGUGAUGACAUUGAUAUGCUAAAAGAACUGGGAAGUCUCACUACAGCUAAUUUGAUGGAGAAGGUACGAGGCCUACAGAACCUGGCCUAUCAACUGGGGCUGGAUGAGUGUAGGAAAAACAGGUCGUCUUUGAAGAAGGUCAUCUAAGGUAAGGACUAGAGGCUUCCUCUAAAGUUGAAUGUUUCUCCCCCGAUUCUCUACUUAAUGAGUUCUAGGAAUCAAGUCUUGAGUGUAGUAGUGGACUUGGGAAGUAAUGUGGAAAUGAAGACUUAGGUUUCUUGUGUAACAGCUUGUCUAACAAGCAAAGUUGUGACCCUUGAACUUCGAUGGUCUUGCAAUGUAAUGAAUGAAGCAAAGCAGUUUUCCCUUCAGUGAUGAGAGAAAUCAGUUGUCUUCUCAGGCAAACAAAACCUAAUUUAGUUGUAGCUGUCUUCAGUUGGAGACUGUAUUUGCAUAUUGAAUGAUAGAGAUUUUCAUAUUCACUAGAAGUGGAAACAUUACAUAGCUUUUUAAAACUCAAAGCCCUGUAGCUUCAUUUUCUCAUCAAUCAAAAGUUCUGGUUUGCGUUUUUUUGGGGGGUCUUUUUGAGACUGCUAUUCAGGCUGACCUUGAGCUUACUUUGUAGCCCAGGCUGGUCUUGAAUUUGCAACAUUCCUCCUGCCUGAUCCGCUCAAGUGCUGGAUUGACAGGGAUGUGCCACCACACCUGCUUUUUGCCUAUAUUAUUAAAGAAACGUUAGAACUAAUAAACUGUGAGAUGCCAGUUAAUUUAGCUUCAGGUUUCUUACAUAGUAUUUUCCCUGCCCUUGGUUAGUCAUUUGAAUUGUUACACAGUCUUUCAUGUAAUAAUUGAGACUAAUAACAGUUCUUUUACACUAUUUAUACCUAACUUCUUGUCCAAGCCAAGCCUUCAGUAAACUCAAGAGAGACAGGUAUACAGAGAUUUCUGGGGAAGUAAAAAUUUUAAUUUAACCCUUCAGUUUCACUAGUAAAUGGUCAGUAGCCAUAUAUACUUAGUGGCGGCCAUGUUGGACAGCAUCACCCUAAACAGAGUUAGCAAACUAUAGGCCACAGCCUGAUUUUGUUUUCCCUGUGAGGCAAGAGUAGUCUUUAUAUUUUUUAUAAGGUUAUAAAAUUUAAAACAGAAGACCAUAAAGCAGAAACUGUAUGUGGCCCCCCAAAGCCUAACAUGAUUAUUGUCUGACCCUUUACAGAAAAAGUUGCUGACCCAUGGAUUUGUGCCAGCUUUUCUUGAUUUUUUCUAAUCGAGUUAAGUUGUUUCCCUAAGCUACCAGGAUGCAGAUUGUGAGUCUCCUAAGCAUCUACUCAGAACAAAGUCCUUCACACUGUAGACUGAAUCCGUCAGUUCCUUAGAGUUAGCACAAGUGGAAUGAACACUUAAAAUAGGUAAAACACCUUGUAAUAUAAGUUGGCAGCUUGCCAUGAGCAUGUGAAUGAAUGCCUGUCAUUCUGACUUCAUACACUAUUUCUUGUAAGUACUAUAUUCUGUAUAUUACAUUAAAAGAAAUAUACAUGUUAGUGAAUGUAUUUCAGCUAUUAACAUUUACCUUGAAGAUUUUAAAAAAUUGUUCAAAUUGUAUAUUUUUUUCAAUCUGUUUUAUUUCAAAGAGAAAACAAAAUUUCAAAACACAUCAAUCAGGGGCAAAUUAUAUUUAACUAUCAAAUUAUGCCAGUCUCCUAGAAACAAUGAAGCAAGAAGAUUCUUCUGUUGAUAUUCUCAGUAUCCGAGAAAUAAUCUUCCUGUGUCAAAUGUAACCCAACAAUUUCUCAUUAAAUAUAAGGCUUAUGAAAUUUGCCUGUGAAACUAGCAGCUGCCACUUUUGUGAAAAACUGGAGUCAACUUGUUGCUUUCAGAAUAGCACCUUAACAUUUAUGUGAUAACUGUGAAUUCCUAAAUUUGUGAUUAUCUAGGACAUAUCAUUUUUCCUCUAAAAUGCAUGAAAAUAUGGUUUAAAAAAUUUAAGUCAUCCAUUUAGGAUUUUGAUAAAAGGUAUUCCAUAAUUCGAAGUAACUAAAGUAGUUCUCCCUCUAAAAUAAAUGUUACGCCACAGAGUUAUUAGUAAUAUUAACCCGAACUUAGCUGAAUCGUCAAACUUAAGGCUGUAAUGCCAAAUUGUGGGCCAUGUGGGUCAAGAAGAGGACUGAACCACAAAAAUGUCACAUUUCAUAUUAGUGUGGCAGAAAGACAAGUGGUAGAGCAAAGAAGGGAGACAGUAAUUGUGAAGCAGUAUCCUGAGAGGGACUCAUCAUGAAGUAAUAGCUUCUUUCCAAAGAACUUUAUAAAUGAGAUUAGUUUUUGUUCCUGGGUACAAAAUCAGUACACAUUUUAUUAAUCUGUACCUGUUUGUGUGUUGGGGAUUUAGCUCAGCUGCACAAGCGCUUGCUUGGCAAGCAUGAGGUCCUGAGUUCAAUCCUUGGUACAAAAAAAAAAAAAACAAAAAACCUCUGCUUGUUGAUCAUAAUUGGUUAUAGUAUCAACUAGCAGUUUAUGUUAGAACUUUAAUUUCUCAGAAGUUCCUCUGAUACUUUGGUAUUGUCACCUUUGCCAACUCAUCUCUAAAUCUUCCUGUUUUAGUUACCUUAUAUAUCACUUUUAUGUGUGCCCUGUAAACCUUUGCCACCUGCUUGCUUUGUCAGCACUAAUGGUGUACCCUCCACACUGUCUGCGAAACACUGCCUCCUUCCAUAAGGCAUGGCAUUCAGUUUCUGCCUGCUUGCCUGUAAGGCAAUCCAUGGUAUUUCUUACAUAAGCAAGGAUGAGUUUCUUCUAAAGCUAUCUGUUACCAGCUUACAAUCAAAUACAAAUCAAAACCAUGAAAUACCAUUUUCUCUGUCUGUGAUAUUUUAUGAUGCCAGUGGGAGUAUGGCAAAUUUGUAUGCCUUGAGUUUGUAUUUUUACACCUGAUUUGAAAAGUCAGAAAUAUUAAGCAGUGAACCAUUUCCUUGAACACUGAAACUUUAAAACUCAUGGAAGGAAACAGGCAUUAGAUCAAAGCAUAAGCAGAAAAGGGAAAAAAAUUAAGUUUCAUUAAAAUUUAAAAACUUGUGUGCUUCAAGAACACCAUUAAGAAAGUGAAAACAGUUUAUAAGAUUGGAAAAUAUAUUUUUAAAUCAUUUAUAUAUCGUGUGAUAAGAGGCUUAUAUCCAAAAUAUAUAUAAAUAUUUAUAACAAUAGAAUGACAGCCUGAUUUUUUUAAAUGGGCAAAGAAUUUGAAUAGACACUUUUCCAAGGAAGAUAUGAAAGUAGCUAAUAAGUGUAUGAAAAGAUGUUCAGGAUUAUUCAUCAUUAGGAAAAUGCAAAUCAAAACCAUGAGAUACCAUUUCGCACUCACUAGGACGGCUCUAAUAAAAAAGAUGAAUAAUAGCAAAUGUUCAAGAUGGGAAGUAAUUGGAACCCUUGUGCACUAUUGAUAGGAAUGUAAAAUGAUACAACUCCCAUGGAAAACAGCAUUUUAGUUCCUCAAAAUAAAAUUACCAUAUGAUCUAGUAAUUCCAAUUCUGAGAGUAUAUCUCAGAAAGAAUUGAAAGCAGGACUUGAAUAUGUGAAUAUCUAUGUUCGUAGAAGAGUUUUUCACAAUAAAAUGUGUAUACAAGUAAGGGAAUAUUAUUUAGUCCUAAGGAAAUCUGACAUCUUCAGGAUAUUACACUAGGUGAAACAAACCAGUCACAAGAAGACAAAUACUGUAUGAUUCUAUCUACAUGAGCAAGAGUAAUCAAAUUCACAGAGACAAGAAAUAGAAUAGUAGUUACCAGGGGCUGGGAGAAGGGAGGAAUGGGAAGUUAUUGUUUAAUGGGUACAGAGUUUUGCAAGGUGAGAAGUUCUGGAGAUUGUACACUGAAUGAAUAUACCCAAUGCCACACUUAAGUGAAGAUGAUAAAUUUUAUGUUAUAUGAAUUUUACCAAUUUUAAAAAGAAAUGUAAAAGAAUUACGUCUGGUUUUUAAAAUUAUGUAAGAAAAACAAACAAAAAAUUAAACUUGUCCAGGAAGCUCAAAAGGAUUUGAAAAAGUCUACUAUAAGCUUCUUUCUGAGGACUUUACUUUUUAAAAAUGUGUAAUAAUUUUAUAUUUUACUUCCUUCAGGUCAUUAGUAAGUCCCUUCUAUUUCUGUUCCCUUUAUUUAUUCCCAAAAUACAUUAAAAAUUAUCUCCUUAUCCUGUCUGUUACUCACUUUAAACCUGGGACACUACCAAGUGUUCAUGCCUGCUUUUUAGCACUUGAAUUUUAUAGUAAGUAAAAUGUUUAUGAUGGAUUAUUAUGAAAACAAGGUGCUAGGUUUUGGGUGUCAAAACACAUCAGCAUCUCUUUGAGACACUAAUAAGCUGGUUAUUGCUUGCAGCGUAAGACAGCAUAUACUAAGAGCCACACGAGUAGGCUAGACAUUCACAGACCUGAGAGAGCAGGGUAGUCUAAAGGUGAAUGGAGACAAUCUUUUAAAAAGUGGUAUUUAAACAGGAGUGAGAGAAACAAGUCCUAUUUAUCAUCAGUGGCAAAUUGUUUUCCUCCUCACUAAGAGUCUGUAAAAUGUUCUAUGUAGCAGUUGCUAUUUGAUUAAUCUACACAAACCCUUUUUCUCAUAUUCACUUAUUUCCCUUGUUGGCAGUUCAGUUUGCACGUAUAGUACAAAGUGCUACUUGUUUGUCCAUCUGUUAAGCAGUAAGAGAGGCAAAUGUUAUAUAGUCACUUGGUCACCAAGCUAUGUAGCAGCUUCUGUACACUUACCCUGUUAAGCCUGUUAAGUGGCAACAGAGAGAUAAAGUAGCCACUGUCCAGUAUCUCUGUAGUGCAGAGAGCUGUUUGCUACCAUUGGAGGCUUUGGAAGGUCUGCCAUCACUAGCCUGGGGUGAGUUUGACUAGGACCUUGACAAUGAUUUUGAUUGUUUCUGUUUUCUGUGCAGACUAGAUUCAUUACCUGUCAGAAUCUCAAAAACCCUUGAUUUAAAAAAUAUAUUGAUUUUUCUUUCUCUUCUUUUAAUGUCUUCUCUAUGUUAAAUGGUAACCUCCGUAUGACAUGCAGUGAUGAUUUCUGAAUUUUCAUUAGGUACAACUCAUUGUUAAAGCAACAAAGUGGUUGGCUGUUCUUACAACUAAUUUUUGUUUAAAUAAACUAGGGUCCUUUAAAAAGAUUAGCCAAAACAGUUUUUUAAAUUCACAGCAGCUCUGAUAUAUAUCAGUCCUGGCUUGCCAGACUUUGACCCAGAGCUGUGCAGUGUUUUAUUACUCUCAGCUACAUAAGGACACAUACUUAUAGCACCACUUUUGUAGCAGAUAUUUUUAUAACUCCACAAAAUGAUUAGACUGACGUAGGGCAAUUCUCUAAAUUCAUAGGUAUUAAAAUAUUCUGGCAGCUGUCUCCUUUUUGCUUAUAAGUUGAGACAUCAUGAUAAGAUAAGACUGCUUCAGGCCUGAUUGGUACAUGAAUGAGGUUAGGCACGGCAUUCUCACACUAUUGACACGGAUCUUUGUCACUAUAAAUAGGAAAAAUCUUGAGGGAGCAGUUCCCAUUAUAGUAAUUCCAAUUCAAUUCCAGUAAUCUUUUUUUUUUCAGAAACCUUUAUUUAAGAAUAAAUUCCAUGCAAUUAAGAAGGAAGUUAUGAUAUAAAAAUAUCUUUAAAUUUUAACUCAGAUAACUUAAGAGUUUGAGAUAUUGAUUGAAGUUAAGGGAUAACCUGGGUGAAAGAAACGUGCUGGUAAAGUGGUAUCAGGGCACAGUUGUAUGGGAUUCAGAUGGUUUGUUCUCCAAAGAAGCAUCUAGCAAUCCAUAGAUUCAAGAUCUUAGUCCUCAAGAGGAGACCCAGAGUCUGGGAAAGUCUAAUGUUAUGAUCUCAGCUCUUCCUAGUGCUCUAUUCCUGCUAUCAAGUGUCUCAAAUUCUUUUAACUUAGAACAACUUACAGUUUGAAAUAUCCUGUCUUCUUAUGUUUUGUUGCUAUAACAGAAUACUUGAGACUGGGUUGCUUUAGAGAAGUUUAGUUAGCUCACAGUCAUGAAGUUCUAGGAGUGAGCACGCUUGAUGAGACCCUCAUGCUGAAUUAUAGCAUGGCAGAAAAUGUAAGGGCAAAUGGGUGGCAAAAUGGGGCAGCCCACUUUUGCAAGAAUGAACCCAUUCCAAACAGGGGCAUUAAUCCAUUACUAACCUCUUACAAGCCUCACCCGGCACGGCCACAAUGCCAGUCAGAUUUCAGCUUGAGCUUUAGUUAGAGGGGGACAUUUCAUAGUCUGUUGCUGAGAAAUAUGCACCAUUAAAUGGCAGAUGAUAUUGAUACAGUCAAUUUGGAAAACUGUUAGGCAGUACUUACUAAGCCUGUUCAUACAUGUACACUAUGAUUUGGUUACUCCAGUGCUAGAUAUAUAUAGAUACAUACCCUAGAAAUAGAAAUGCAUACAUACAUUUGUAUAACAAAAGAUACAUACAAAAAGGUUCAGAGCAGCACUGUUCAUAAUAGAUCCAACCUAGGAAUAAUCCGAAGUCUGUUGAUAGUAGAAUGAAUAAAAAGGAUAUUUAUUAUACACAAAUAUAAUAGAAUACUUAUAGCUUGAAAAUAAAUUGCUACAUGCAACAGCACAAUGAGUCACAAGAACAUUACAUUGAGUGAAUGGAGCUAGGAACAACACAGCACAUAUUAUAUAGUGUCAUUUAUAUAAUAUUCAAAAACAAAGCUGAUCUCUAGUGAUUAAGUGAAAACAGUAGUUGCAUUGGGUUGUGGUGAUACCUGGGAAGAAGGGUUACAAGGAGGUGAGACUUGUAGGUGCUAGCAGUGAUUAUGUUUAUAUGGUUGUUACAUUUUGACAUUUCUCAUGUAUACUUAGGAUUUGUACAUUUUCUUAUAUAUAUUUUAAAUAAAAUCAAUUUCUAGACAAAUAGUGGUUGAGAUAAAAACUGAAACAAAUUCACUCUCAAGUCUAAUAGUCUUUAAGUGGCAACUCCCGUGGCCUUUUUGGUUUAAUCUGAGCAGCUCAUGAAAGAAGGGUAUUGGGUAUUGACAAUUUUCUAGACAGGAAAAGAGGAUGUUGAAGAUGAAGGGAACCAACCUUCCCACCCAUCCUCUAUUUCAAAAUGUCUUUUGAGCAGCCCUAAUAUAAUGAGGUAAGGAUUAUAGGAACUAUUUUUCUGGUGUGUGUCCAUCACUGGCACCUGUGAAUGUAAACCACUUUAUGUGUUUUACAGGUCUGUUUUAAAUAUAAUACCAUUGUCAGUAUUGAAUUUUCGCCACCAGAGCAUCAUAAGAUGAAGUGACACUGGAAUAGAGAAAGGAUGGUGAUAGAUGGGACUCAGUAGGUGGCAGUAUUCCCUUUGAAUUUUUUAAUAAAAUGUAGGUACCUGUUGGCAGGGGGCUUCUAGCAACUUUUAAAAACAGGAAUAAAAAAGUCAAGCAGAACAGAAGAAAAUUUAAUAUUUUCACACUUUUGUUGCUUCACAUAGUGCUAUUUUGAAUGAAUCAAUAACAUUUAAAGUCCACAAAUCUAGAGGACAUGUUUUUCCACAAUAAAUCCUUGAAAGGUGGUUAUGUACAAGGCCUUAUGCCUGUAAUCCCAAUACGGGAGGCUGAGGCAGGAGGAUCACACACUUAGUCUCUUUUUGAGCUUUGUCUCAAAAACAGCAAUAAUUAAAGGGCUGGGGGUAUGGCUCAAGUGGUAGAAUACUGUUGGGUUCAAUCCCUAGAACAGGGAAAAGAAUAUCCUAGUGUGAUAGCCUGUAAGAAGGUUUUUUUUUUUUUUUUAAUAGGAUAUUGCUGUUAAUGGAUAGCCUAUUUAGAAAGUAUUUGAGCAGUGCUUUUUUUCCUGUCUUGUAUUUAGAAAUGUGUAUUUAUCAAGAUUGAGAUCAGACUAUCUGCUUUAGACAAAGAUGUCAGUGAAAUUUAUUGAUGAGAUUAGAAUGUAGUGGAGCACAAAUUAAAAGAAAAAUCAAAGUUGACUUAUUUUUCUUGUUUAUUUUAAUAUGAAUGAAAUACUAUGAAUACUAUAUCUUUAAUAUUGAAAUUUUCUUACAAUGGGAGUGCUACUGCAUAGAACACUGGAUUUAAGCAAUCUAUGACACAUAAGGGUUUUAGUUGUGAAUAGAUUGUUUUGAGACAGGGUCUCACUAUGUAGUACAGGCUGGCCUUAAACUCAUUAUGUAGUGUAGGCUGGCCUCAAACUUGCGGCAAUCCUGUGUUAGCCUCCCAAGUGCUGGGUUGACAGCUAUAUACCACCACGUCUAGCUCUUAGUUGUAAGUAGUUUUGACAUGGAUUACAGUAAUUUGGCAUAGAAGCCAAGACUUACUAAGGCAGGCACAGUGGCACAUGGCUACAAUCACAGCUACAAUCACAAUCACUAGGAAGGCUAAUGGAAGAAUGCCAUGAGUUUGAGGCUAGCCUGGGCAAUAUAGUGAGACUCUGUCUCCAAAAAAUAAAUAGGCAAACAAAAACAACAACAAAAAAUAGUUAUCAACCAGUCAAAAGACAGAACAUGUCUAUUAUGCAGAGUAGGAGACCAGUUAACAGAUUUGUUGGAAUCAGAAGAAUUACAUUUAAGUCCAUGCUUCCUACUAUUCUUGGGAAAAUCUGUUAAUCUGAGUAAGUUUUCUUAUCAUCUAUGAUAUGUAAUGGGAAGUAAUAUGACUGUGACUGGCUCAUCGGUUGCUUAUUGUAUCAGCGGAUAUAUUGUUUUUAAGGGUGCGAUAUGAAUGAUGGUGGACCACAGAUGGACUCUACUUUAUUUUUUAUUGUUUUUUUUUUUUUUAUACUGGGUAUCAAACUCACUACCUAGCACUUGCCAGGCAGGUGCUUAUGCCACUGAGCUAAAUCCCCAGCUCUACUUCGUUUUUAUACCAUCCAAAAAUUUGUUUCCUCAUGUGUUCUCUUUCAGUCAUCAGGUAGCUGCUAUGAAACACCGAUAAUGAUAGCUUUAAUAGUCAUCAUUAUAUGAAUACCUGCUAAUUGAUAUUGUAUAAGGCAUUUUAGGGGCAUUAGUUUCUAAAGCCUUAUAGUAGCCAUGGAUGUUGAACUACUGACCCCACUUUACAGUUGACAAAAGUCUGUACUAGUCCAAAAACUGUGAACCAAAUCUAAGCCAUCUGACUUCAUAAUCUUUGUUUUUAGUGUAUCAUACUUUGCUUUCAGGAUUUCACUUGAGUGUCAACUUUCCAGUGUUUCAGAAGCCAGGACUGCAUGUAGUAUGUUUUUGUAUUGGAUACUUAAAAACAAUGGGCCUUAAAGGAAAACAUCUUUCACAUUGGAAUUAUUAACAGAAUCCUAAUGCAUGUAAUUACUAAUUUAGGAAUUGGGGGAUUGAUAUGUCCAAUUUGAGCUUUCGUCUUUUGUUUGGCUUUUUGAGACAGGGUCUCAUUAUACAGUUCAGGCUGGGUAAGGGCUUAUUUUGUAGCCCACGUUGGUCUCAAACUUGCAAUGGUCUCCUGCCUCAGCCUCCCCAGUGCUGGGAUUACAGGAGGGCGCCACCGCACCUGGCAAGCUUUUUUUUUUUUUUUUUUUUGUCUUUAGCCGGAGCACAAGUAAAUCAUUUCUUAAAGAUUCAGACGUAAGGAGAGGAAUAGAAAACAGCAUCGCACAAUCUAAAGAGUGUUAAUGUCUAUUUUGAGUGUAUAAUAUUAUGUUAUUUACAUUUACCCCUCCUGGUUGUAUUUUUUAUUUUAAUACUAGACAUGGUUUGCCUUUUUCUUUGUUCAUAUAUAUGCAUAUUUUAGAAUGAUUUCCUAUUUAUUGUAAUUUUAAUAGUCAUUCACAUUUUGUAUGAUGAUAAAAUCUUUUGGAGAAUAUACUUAAAACUGAUAACUAAGUACAUUAAUAACAUAUUUUUCCUAUCACUGUUAGGUAAAAAUAAAUAAGUAUGCAUGAAACUUAUUAUCUUUCAAUAUUCUGAGGAUUUUGUUUUUAAUGGAAAAUAAUUUUUCAAAAAUAAAUCAUCUUUUGUAAACCCAUAAAAUUAUUUAAUCAUGUUUUGUCUGCCUUCUGAUUUCAUCUGUACAUUGUCACUAAUUGUUUUUGUUGAGUCACAGUCUCAUUAAACCAGUCUCUGUAAACCAGAGUCAAAGUCUCAUUAUGUAAACCAGGGUGGCCUCAACUUGAUGUGUAGCCCACAUUGGCCUCAAACUCAAUAUGCUCCUGCCUCAACCUCCCACAUGCUGGAGUUGCAAGUAUGUGCUGCUAUAAGGCCCAGCUUACUAAUUGGUUUUUUUUUUUCAAUAAACCUUUUUUUAUAAUACUUUUAGAUACACAAAAUUAUGAGAGUUCCCUUCUAACUUAUCUCCAGUUUCUCCUAUAAUUAUUAAUUAGGAUAUUACAUUUAGUGAACAAUUUAUUUAGGAGUCUUUAGUUUUUUCCUAAUGUCAUUUUCCCUAAUGUCUUUCCAGGUCCAUUAAAGAUACCAUAGUUAGUAAUCAUAUCUCUUUAGGCCCCCUUUGAUUGGGACAGUUUCUCAGACUUUCCUUGUUUUUGAAGACCUUUACAGUGUUAGGGAAUACUGAUUAGGCAUAUUGUAGAAUGUCCCUCAGCUGGGAUUUGUUUGAUGUUUUUCUCAUGAUUAUACUUCGUCUUUUACUAUAUACACUAGGUGAUAUGAGGAUCAUGCUCUUAAUCAUAGUGAGUUCCAUGAGGAAGGCAGAUUAGGAUCUGAAUAUAUUGAGUGUGGAUAAUCAAAGAAUGCUUGACAGCAUUCUUUGGUGGCUUACAAUAUUGACUAAAAUGUUCUUCGCAUUUUAAAAUAUUUUAUCAUUUCUCAUAGAAAGUCCAUUCUAAUUUUGGUUAGAAGCAGGAGCCUAGGUGUUGUGAUCUACUUGUGUCUCUUAAGAACUGUUUCUCUUCUAAUUGCACCUACUGGGGCAGUUAGGAUUAGUUUUAAUGUUACUCCUAAGAGCUUUAUUUAAGCUGUAUUGGUCUUUUAAUUAGUAAUGGGCAAUUUUGGGUGAAUUGUUAAUUGGUUUGAAUUGUAGACAUUAUACCCAAAGCUGCUUUGUUACUCCAGCCUAGAGCAGUAUAAGAUUAAAACGGUCUGGUUUAGUUACUUUGGUUAGAUGAAUGCUUGAGAAGUAUUAUUUUUAGUGGUUUUGGUUUGUAUUCUAACCUAGUGUUUGUUUAACUGUGUUAAGAAUUAUUGUCGUUUAAAUCACUGAGGUCCACAAUUCUACUCCAUUAAGGGCCACUACUGUUCUGCCAAUCAAAAAGCAUCACCCUUGAGAUUGAUUUUUUUCUCAGGGUAAUAAUGGCUACCCAGUGAUACCAUUUCCAACUCUUUUAUGUAAACAGAAAGCAAUCAAAUAAGUACUAAUCCAAGGAUUAUGUAGACCCAAAUCCGGUUACAAGAAGAUUCUCUGCAGUGUAUGUUCCUGGCUCUUUGCCGUCUAGAAUACCAGGCAGCCUGUCUUCUUCAGGAGGGCUUGCCUGCUGCUUGUACUGCCUGUUAGAUUUCACUAUGCUAAAUCCAAAACACUCCUGUGACUCCUGAAUGGAAUUCAAAACGACACUUACAUUUCCAUAAAUAAAUUAGGAAUUCAGUGGUUUCUUCGGGCUAAUCAGGGCAGGCUGAUAAACCUUGCUAGCUGUUUAAUAAAUGAAUUGUGACUGAUUACCUAUUAAUAUGGACGCCUCAGGAAUUCACCCUGGGGGAAGCAGAGCAGUGAAAUAGAGAGGGGCCUGGCCCCUUGGGAAAUCAGGGCUUCAUGUUUGCAGCUUAAAUAUCUCUGUGAAGUAUCAAUAAGGAGGUAAUUGAAUUUUGAACACAAACAUGAGCACCGGAUGGAUGAAAGGGGGAGGGGGAUCAGAUCGUCUCUUCUCUGCCCCCAUCCUCCCCUCCCCUUUUCCUUAGAGACCACUCUAGUAAAGAUAGAUGCUAAAUCCAUUAAAUAAAGAUUAGACUCUGUCGUAGUAGAAAAUGGCAGCUUAGCUAGAUCCCUGGGCAAAUUGGGGCCUUUUGCAAUACAGAAAAUUAAAAUAUACAUUUUUAACAAGUGUGCUGUCUUGCUAGCAAUAAUGCCAGGCUAGCUUGUGGGGUUUACUCCUCCUUCAGAUUAGCUUUUGCUGGGAUAGAUCACUUUCUCUUGUAUUAAUGCCAAUCUUUUCUGUAUUCCUGGAGCAGAAGGGCCUGAGUUUAUUUAUUUAUUUUUAAAGCUUCUGUUGAGGCCUUUCUCUAGCAUCCUGCCUGCUCAUAAUCAGAGGAGUGGGAAGGAGAUUAGUAUCCCAUGAAUUGACGGUAGAUAAAUGUUCCCUCUCCUCUGAACUGGUGAGUCCAGCAGAACCCAAUCACUUGCAUUUCAGGGAUGAUUGGAGGCCAUACAGCCACGCAAAAAAAGGGCUAACCGUAUGAAAUAAACAUUGAUGUUUUGGUGCAAUUUUACUUGGCUUUAUACCUUCUUGAUAAGGUUAUCAAUUUGCUUUGUCCUAUUUUAAACCAGAUCAGAGUCAUAUUAAUGUAGGAAAAUAAUUGAUACCAUUUGAUUACAGACCAUAAUACUUAUGUCCUUUUAGCAAUAAAAUAAAAAUGGUCAUUAACCCUUACACACUUCUGUUCUCUUUCUGUAAAUACCCAGUAUUGGUUUUCUGGACUAAUCUUUGUUUUUUUGUCAAUUGACAGUUCUAAUAACCUUUUUGUAAGGCUUUAGUUGGUCAGUCUAUCAACAAGUAUUAUUUGAGCAUCUGUUAAGUGCUAUGGUCAGUGGUUAAAAAAAAAGUCUGACUAGGCAUGUUGGCCACUUAGAGAGUUUAAGGCCAUCCUGGACUACAGAGUGAGAUGUGUCUCAAAUAAGUAAGUAUAAAGAUAUUCCAUAUAACAUAUAGUUCACUGGUAGAGUGAUAACUUGGUACUCAUCAUUAAUUGGUUCUAGGAAGCCUAAUAGGCACUAAAAUCAAUGAGUAGCAAACAAAUUGUGGACUGGAAAGGAUAGCAAGUCAUACAGCAAUCCACACUGGAAAGUUCUAGCUUAUGAAUCAAAUGCCAAACAAAUUUACCAGGAUGAAAUUUUCACAUCAAAUGCAAAUCAAAUGAGUAUCAAAUUCAGUGUUUCAAAGAACUUGAUGAGUAUCAGUGUUUGGCUAUAAUUCAUUUUUAGAAAUGGUUAAUUCAGUGAUAGCAUUAUCAUCAGAGACCCUGUUUCAUCUUUCUGCAUUCCACUUGCAGUUCCUCUUAGGAUGUCUUUCAUUGUAGUUGCAAGAUAGUUGCUACAGUCUUUCAUAUCAUACGCUGGCAACAGCUUUCUUAGAUAGGAAAUUGUUUUUCCUCCCUGUUCAUCAUCUUAUCAGAGAAAAACCCUGGAACAGUGGUGAUCUUAUUCCUGUGACUAAAUAAGUUCUUAGCAAUAAUGAGACUACCGUGAUGGCCUUAGAUGGACCAAAAAGGGUUCAACUUCCAAAACUGAAAGGAUCUCAGUCUCCCCCAAGUAUAUGAUACCCUGUACCUGAACGAAAGCAUGAUUUUGUUGAUAAAAAAUAAGUUAGGGAGGGCUGUGAAUAAGGUACUUUCAUGAAUGAAGACCUGGGUUUGAUUGAUUGCCACAAACCCAAGUCUCACUUUUUUCCUCUAAAUCUAAAUAAAUAAAUAAAUAUGCUGCUGAUAUAGCUCAGUGCAAAGAUCCAAGAGUCAAUCCCCAGUCCUAGGGAAAAAAGAAAGAAUUUUUAGUUUAUUAUUAUUGUUGUUUUAAAGCUUAAGUCAUUCAGUAUGAAUGUCUGCUAUAUGGGUGUAGUAUGCAUAGCACUGAGAUUGUAGAGAAAAAUUGCAACCUUAUUUUUAAGAGUAUCUCAGAAAGCACUAGGUAAGGAUAUCUUUCUCAGACAGGAUCAGAGGAAGUAAUCUUCAAAUACCUUUCUAGAUUGAAGAGCAAGGAUGUGGAAGAAGGGUGACUUCCACGCAGAGUAAGGGAUAAUCUAGGCAUAAGAAAUAAUAAAACCAAAGGCAUGAAGCGUGAUACAUUUGGGCAAGUGUUGGCUAAGCAGGGAGGGAUGAUUGUGGAAAGCUGAGGAAGCAGCUGGUCAUGCUUGUGAGCCAGGAUGUCAUCCCAAAGGCUUCCUGUGACUCGUGAAGGAAUAGUAACUGAGAGGUGACACUGAUCGACCUCUUCUCAGGAAGAUCACUGACCAUUGAGGGCAAAGGCUAUAGACUUGUUCCUGUUACUCUCUCCCUCACGUCUCUCCGUAUUGAGGACCGAAUCCAGGGGCUGUCAUGUUGGAUAAGGGCUGUGUUACCAUUGAACCACAUCCCCAGAACUUUACUUUUUAAAAUUUUGAGACAGGGUCUUGCUAAGUUGCCCAGGCUGACUUGAACUUGCAAUUGUUUUGCCUCACUCUCGUGAGUAUUUGGCAUUACAAGUGUUUAUCACCGUUCACAGCUCUCCCCUCUUAUUUAUUAAGAGUGCCUUGCACAUUUAUAGGUACUCAAGGACCGUGGGCAGGUGAGGAACAGGGAUACCAGUUUUAGAAGAUGUGAUGUUGCAGGAGUUAUGGAUGUCUCUCAGUUUUUCAGUAGUUUUUAUUCAUUGUAUUAAUCAGAAUAGAAAGUAUAAGAAGAGAUAUUGUUUGAGGCUGGAAAAUAAUUUGUUUUUAACGUAUUAUAUGUUGUUUGCCUCUGGGGCAUUCUGAAACACUUUAACUUAGCUGAAUAUAAGUUUACUAAAUAAUUCAGUCAUGUGGAAAUAAACAUGUAUACCCUUUCAGUCACUUAUAAAUAUUCUACCUCAUAUACAGAUAUAUUUUUGUGGAUUACCGCUAGCUAACAUUUUCUGAUAUGUGCUGACACUGUGCCCAGCUCCUUAUCCACACCCUGAUAAUGCUCCCAUGGAAUAACUAACAUUAUCCUCGUUGCACUGGUGAGAGAGGGACACUUGCCCAGAGUGAUACAGCUAUUAAAUGACAGAGCCAGGACUAAUUCAGGCGUGACUGUUCUAGAGCCUCUGCUCCUCAGGGUGCUCUUCCCAUGUAUCUGGGGGAGUCCUUUGCUCCUGGCCCUGGGUGGUCCUCUAAGGCCUGCCAUAAGCACUGCCAUGAAUUUAGUGUCUUUUUAGUGCCCUUCUUGUUUUCCUCUUACCCAGCUACUUACCAGGCCAGGCCUGAAUCACAGUGUGUUUGCCUGGGUAGGGUGAAGGGAGAGCUAAUCCAGGCCUUUUUUUGCUGUUAUGAUUUGCUAGCAUUCUUAGAGCCCUGGAUUCAUCAAGAAAACCAGACCUAGACUUUUGACUAAAUGGAAAAAAUUUGAGAACAAGCCCAAGACCCUCCAAGGUCCCAUACCAAGAAAUUAGUCAUUGACAACUCAUUUCCUUGAGAAAGGAUCCUAUACAGAGACCCAGAGCAAAGUCUAGGUUUAGUUUGCACGUCACUUCCUGUGGAAGUCCAUACAUGACUUCUAGAUUAGACAUUCUACCUCUUCUGCACCCAGGUUGUAUACUUCACUAAUACCAUCUAAUUCCUCUUUAUAAGCCCACUCUUGCAGUUGCUUGUCAGAAUGUCUCCUUUGCUUUCAACUAGACCCCCAGUUUGACAUGCUAGGAAGUAUAUGAGAAGAUGGAAGAGGCCACACAACCUCUUAAGUUUCAGCAAUCUCAUUUUGAAUAUUGAGUGAUAUUUUUACCAAAAAAUUCUUUUUAGCCACUGGUUUAGUCCACGUGAAAGGAAAUGCUGGUGUUAACUCAAGCUGCUGUGUAACGUAGCUGUGCACAGAAUUCUUAAUGGACCCAAACACAUUCCCUUUAUGACAAUUCAUAUCUUCUAUAGACUAAAAGCAAGUAGGUACCCCAGUUUAAAAUAACCUCAGCCCAGUUUAAAAUAAAACAAAACAAAAAACCUUUAAUUCCAAGCAAGGAUGAUGGCACAUUCUUGUAAUCCCAGCACUCUGAGAGGCUGAGACAGGAGGAUGACAAGUUUUAAUCCAUCCUAGGACAACCUAAUAAUUUAGUGAGACUGUGUCCUAAACUAAAAAAUAAAGGCUUAGGGAGGUAGCUCAGUGGGAAAGCCCUGGGUUCAACCCAGACAAACAAACAAACAAAAACCAAAAAAACCCACCUUAGUUCUUUUCUGUUGACUUUAUGUAGUCCCAUAUACAUAUGAAGGUUUUGAGAUCUCUAAGGAAAAUUUAUUUUUAUAUUAAUAGUUUUUCAAAGGGAACGCAUUUAUCUUUUGGAAAAUGUUUUGUAUAUCUUUUUCAAUUUUUAAAUCUUUCAUAUUUUAGGUCAUACUGGUUUUUACAGAUUUCUCCUAGUUAGGUCAACUCAACAUUAAUUAACUUACUCUACUUUCCCAAGCAUUAAUGGAAAUACUGGAUUAUGACCAAUCUAAUACUCUCUGGACAUUCCGUUACACACUUUGCUCAAUGUGAUUUAAGACAGUUUAUAAUCACUCCUUGCAGUCUUGAGGCCAGUUUUCAAUUCCUGAGACUCAUACAUCCUGGCUAGUUUUAAUUAAUUUUGCAAGGAAGAUGCCAGGAGAUGCAAUAUUAAAUGCCUUUUUAUAAUCAGGUUGUUUCAUCAGGUUAUUUGUCAUCUACUAAUCUUAUAGUUUUAUCACAACAAAAUACAAUUUUUUUCUGAUAUAGUUUGUUCUUCAUUCUUGUUCUCUAAUGCUUUGCACUCAUAGUUUGGGUAACCUAUUUAUGAUUAUCUUACUCAUAACUGAUAUUAGGGAACUUCUCUAGAUUUUUAACAAUAAUGACUAGAUUUCAUUUUUUAUCAUGAGAAUUUGGGGAUAGGUUUUAAUUGGUAUCACAUUGUGUUCUAUUUAUUUGGUCUUUUUGGGUAUCAGCUGGGAUUCAGUUGGGAGUUUGUUUGUUUGGGUGGUUGAGACAUGGUCUCAUUAUGCAGUUCUGACUUUGAACUUGCCAUGUCACUCAGGCUGAUCUCAAACUUGUGACCCUCCUGCCUUAGCUGCCUGAGUGCUUACAUUACAGAUAUGUACCACUCUAACUGUCUCUUAAAUAGGAAUAAGAGGCAAAAGGUGGUUAACUUCUGUAAGAGUAAGAGCAAAAUCUAAGGUGUACAGAUACAGCAACUGCCAAAUACCACCCAGCUCUAGGGCUGAAGGAAAGUGAACAACAAAGGACUUAGAAACUUAGAGGAGAUCCCUGCAAGAGAUUUAGCAUUUCUGGAGGGAAGACCUGCUGCUGCAAGGACAUGUUGCCCACUGCAAAAAGCUGCCCCAUGGUGUCUUGCUGGAGCAGCCUCUGUGGUGGUACAAGUAACAUGAACUGGGAGGCCCACCACUCCCAGGAUAAACAUUAAACAUUGCCAGGACCCCCGCAUGUCACUGCACAGAAAAAAGACAUGCUGCAAGAAGGAAGAAAAAGUGCUUUCUCGCUUCCAUCUUGCACUCUCCUUCUAUUGCCCUGUAUUGGCAACACUUAGCUUGGAGCCGGCUGGCAGAAGGGUAAUGUGGCUUGUGUUGGUUCCAGCUCCAGUACCACAAAGCAGGGCAAAGAAGGCAGAGUUAGGAGUUGAAAGACAGUAAAUGAGUGAGUGGCCCCAUGAAUAAAAAACUUUGUGUAAAUUUCAAUCUUACUACUGGGAAAUAGUUAAUAAGCACUGUAGUUUUUCUUUUAAGACUUUAUAGAACUAUUUAAUUUUUUUUUCGCACCAGGAAUUGAAUUCAUGACCUCAUGCUUGCCAGCAGGUGCGUAUGACACUGAGCUGAACUCCCAGCCCUGAAUUAUUUGAUUUUUUAAAUACACACAUGUCAUGGUUUAUGUCUGUGGCCCCCAGGCCUCAUGAGUUUGAAUUGUGCAUUUGUUAUUUGUUCAUUGUCUAGUGCUUGGAUUGGUGUCAGUGCUCCACCCACAUAGGGGUGGAGCCAGGAUGUGAUGUAAUGGCAGGAAGAAGGUGUGUCUUGCUCUUUUGCUGGUUCAUGCUUGCGGUUUGCGGCUGCCAUGAACUGCGGCCCAGCCAUGCCCGCCUGCCUUGGAGCCAACUAAGUGUGGACUAAAACCUCCAAAAACUAUAAGAAAUAAACCUUUCCUUUCCCAACUUUGGGCUUCAGGUAUUUUGUCUCAGUGACCAAGUAAAAAGUGACUAAGACAAUACACAUAUACAAAAAUAGGCAAAAUGUAUAUAAGUAGCCCAAAAGUAAAAGAUGUCUUCCUCUGUUUAUAUAAAAGCAAGUUAAUUGCUUUAAAAUAAAAUGUGAUCACUUACAGAUUUUGUAAUAUAAAAAGCAAAAAUAUAUGUGCCCAAACUUGAUCAUAAUCUAAUAUAAAUUAAGUUAUAGUUUAUGAAUGAGAAAUAACUAUUUCCAUUCAGUAAGGGGAGAUAGAACCCGAGAUUCUAGCUAUUAGCAGUAUGUUGGUGAUAAUUUGACUAAAGAAUUUCACUUUUUCCCAUCUUUCCUUCCUUUAUAUAAAUGAUACUUGGGGCUGGGGAUUUAGCUCAGCGGCAUAAGCACCUGCCUUGCAAGCAGGCGGUUGUAAGUUCAAUCCCCAGUACCGAUAAAAAUGAAAAAGACCCCCCAAAAAAUAAAUAAAUAAAUGAUACUUUUCCUAAGAUUUAGUUGAACUUCAACUCAAUAGAAUAAAAAUAAAAGUCUAUGGUAGUUUGCAUACAUAGGGUCCUCUAAAUAUUGACCUGUAGGUUUUGGUGGGUAGCAUUUUAUUUUUCUAAUGUGGCACUGAGUUGUGCAUUUAGCAUUAGGUCUGGGUAAUCUCUCUGGGGAGAGUGGAAUUGAUGGAUCCUUUUUUUUGCCAGUCUCGGGUGGCCUGUCAUGAGAGCAGGUGUUGCUCGGGCAGUACAUGCAAUCAGGAGUCUUAGUGCAAAUCUGAUAAAAGCAUAUAUUCCCUAGACCACUCAGGCUAGGGUCUCUCCUGGGGAAGAGGCCAACAUUGGUCUCUUAUGCAUUAAAAAAGGAGAGAGAGAGAAAAAAAAUAAAGAAAAACUAAUUAUCAACCUACUGCAAAUGUCAUUCCACUCAAGACCCUAAAGGACAAAGACCUAGGUGACAAAUGUUUCUGGAGAGAGUUGAGCCAUCACUUGUCUUUUUAAUGGAGCUUCAUGUUUGGCUACAGAAGCACAUGCUAUUUCUCCUUUUCAUAUGUUUCAUCAUACUGAGUAUAAACAUGAAGGAAUUGUACAACUUUUAUAAUGUUUUGGAUUUGAACAGAAUCCUUUCGUUAAGAAUAGGGUAUAGGGGGCUGGAGAUUUAGCUCAGCGGCAUAAGCGCCUGCCUUGCAAGCAGGCAGUCGUGAGUUCGAUCCCCUGUACCGAUAAAAAGGAAAAAGACAAAAAAAAAAGAAAAAUAGGGAAUAGUUUCAUUGCUCUGAAAAUAUUCAGGGGAUAGCUGUCUGUUGAGUUAGCUGUCCUUAGUACUUCGCCUGUUUUUCCUUAGUUUUGAUUACAUGACUUCCAUCUUAUUUUGUCUGCAUUGACUAACUGGGACCACUGAUCUGUGUCCUAUUCCAGAGUGCAGAGCUAGUAGUAAUAAUGGGGAGAAGUGAGACAGAAGUUGUGUAUUUAUUUAUUUACUCAUUCAUUUGUUGCAGGUGGUAUGUUGGUGGUUGUUAUUUUGAGACAAGGUCUCCUGUGUAGUUCAGGUUGACCCUGAACUCACUGUGCACCGCAGGUUAGCCACAAAGUCAUGGUGAUCCUCUUGCCUCAACCUCCCAAGGGCUGGGAUUACAGGUGUGUACCACCACAUCCAGCCUGCUACAGUAUUAAGGAAGAAAUUUCCAAAUGUCCAGAAAUAAAUGGACUUUCAAAAAAGUACUGCAUUCCUCCUGGAAAUGCUCAGGCAGUGCUGUAUGACUAACUGCUUGGGUUGGGUGGGAGCACAGAUUUGCUGAUUAUACAUACUCAUUCAUAAGAGUUCAACUUUUUGCUUUCUGCAGAAGAUCUACAAAGUAAGCAGUCUUCUUGUUGAAUUGCUCUAUUGUCACAAUAUUUCUGUUUAUUCUUAUAGUCCACUGUUUUAACAAUUAUUAUUUGUUAAUGAGAAUAGCAAUGCUACUAGUACUUUAUUUGAAGUAGUGUUUUGAUAAUAGGAAAAUUAUGAGUUUUUAAAACAGUACUUAGAGUAGAAGGAAAUAUAAUCUGAACCCUAAGUGACUUGGAUAAUAAGAACAUUUUGUGUACCAGAAGUAUGAAUUGCUGCUUUUACAGGCUCUGAAAGUAAAACUUGAGUGACAGGGGAAAAGUGGGAUUCUUGUUAUGUUGCCUGGGCUAUCCCCAAACUUCUGGGUCCAAGUGAUCCUUCUGCUCAGCCUCUUGAGUAGCUGGAGCUACAGGUAUGCCCACUGCCACCUGGUAGAACUUGUGAAAUCAUUAGCUUGAGAUUUCAUCACACGUUUCAAAUAGGACUUUCAUGAAUGAAUGAUAUAAGCAUUUCUUGCUGCUCUGUUGUGAAAAGUAACAUGAUACCUACUACCUGUUAACUCUGCUCAGUUAAGUGAUUUGCCUCUGAAUUCCCUAAGACUGGCCCUUUUCAUGCUGUUAUGACUUUUAUAUCUUCUUUAGAUUCUCAAACUUAAUUAUGAGUGUUUCUUCCUUUUUAAGAAAUUUCUGAGGUAAAUAUGAAUACCAAUUUAUUUGUUUACCUGAUAGAAUUUGUAAUGCUACAUUUUUCCAAAUGACAACCUUGAAGCAGAUAAACAAACAAGAAACUAAGAAACUUCUUGGUGAGGUGAACUCAACAGUAUCUUAUUUUAUUUUAAUUUUUUUAUAUAUUUUUGGUACCAGGGUUGAACUUACAACCUUGCACUUGAUAGGCCGGCAUGUGUGCUGCUGAGCCAAAUCCCUGGCCCUUUAAUUUAACUUUUGAGACGUUACCUUGGAAUUUAAUUCAUUUUCUAAUUAGAAAUAGAAAAGAUUAAAAAUUAUUAUUUUUUUUUGAAACAGGGUCUCACUCUGUAGUUCAGGCUAGCCUGAAAGUCACAGCAAUCCUCCUGCCUCAGCCUCCUAAAUGCUGAGAUUACAAGCAUGUAUCACUAUAUCUGGCUAAACUUAGGGUUUUUUCUUACAGUGUUAUGCUUGAUAUGAUGAGUAGUCGUUACCCCAUCCUUAUGUUCUCUUCCUUCUCUUUCUGAGAUUAUUUUUACCAGAAGUAAUCUUCUAGCCUGGUAUGAUGCUGUAUAAUUUUUUUUAUCGGUACUGGGCAUCCAACUCACGACUGCCUUCUUGCAAGGCAGGCGCUUAUGCUGCUGAGCUAAAUCCCCAGCCCUGAUGCUGCAUAAUUCUAAUUCCAGCACUCUGGGAGACUGAGGCAGGAGGAUCAAGAGUUCAAGCUCACCUUUAGCAAUUUAGUGAGACCCUGUCUCAAAAGUUUUUAAAAAGGAGGGUAGUGCUUGGAAUGUAGCUCAGUACAAAGGCCCUGUAUUCAAUCCCCAAUACUACCAAGAAGGGGGAAAAAAGUAAUCCUUGGUCUCUUUCCUUUUCUGAAUACUCUUCAUGCUAAGCAUUAUGUACUUUAACCUAUUAUUAAAAAUCUGUAUGGUAUACAUAAAAAUAGAACUUAGCUUAUUUAAAAAUUAGGCAGUUCUGUUCAACUUGAAUAGUAAGAGAUUAUGUAAAUAUAAAGUACCCAGAAAGGAAGCUCCAAGACAAAAUGUUAAAAACAAAAUUAAUAGAGCCUUCAUGGAACAAUGUCAAGUAGCUCAAAUAUAAUUGGAGUCCCAGAAGAAAAGGAGUUGAGAACAGACUGGAAAAAAAUAUAUGAAGAAGUAAAAUGGCCCAACUAUUAUAAGCAGGCCAGUGAAACCCAGUAAGGAAGACAACCACACGAGACACAUCAAAAUACAAUUGUCGGAAACCAGUGAUAAAGUGAAGAUCUUAAAAGCAGGCAGAGAAAAGGCAUACAGAGAAACAAAGAACAAAACAGACUUACUGCUACAAAGUGUAGAAGCCAGACAUAAUAGAAUGAAAUCUUUUUUUCUUUUCUGUUUUGUUCUUUUUCUUUCUUUCUUUAUCACUUCCUUUCAUUUAUUUACUUAAAGUCUUUUUGAGAGGGUUUCACUCUGCAGUUAAUACUGGCCUUGAACUCACAGCAGUCUUCCUGCCUCAGCCUAUGAGUGUUGGAAUUACAGGUGUGCACCACCACACCCAGCCAAAUCUUUCAAAUACUGAAAGGAAAAUAUUCAGGUGUCAGCCUAAAAUUUCAUAUUCAUAUUUAUAAAAAUAUUCUUCAAAAAAUAAAGACAAACACAUUUUCCACACAAAAACAAGAUAUUUUGUCCUCUAGAUGUAUGCUGCAUUCGGAAAAAUGUUCAAGGCAGAAGUAAUAAGCUAAUAGUGGAAGUAUAAUGGAAUACUAAAGAAUACUUUGAGGGUGUUUUUGGUACUGGGGAUCGAACUCACAACCUUGUGUUUGCCAGGCAGGUGCUUAUGCUACUGAGUUAAAUCCCUGGCCCA
Messenger RNA from Cavia porcellus (domestic guinea pig), 22731 nucleotides. RefSeq names its product lin-52 DREAM MuvB core complex component (gene Lin52). The record is from RefSeq and is a predicted model, not a curated record. Lineage: Eukaryota; Metazoa; Chordata; Mammalia; Rodentia; Caviidae. Gene Ontology annotation, biological process: regulation of DNA-templated transcription. Bases 237 to 569 code for a protein of 110 amino acids. Gene Ontology annotation, cellular component: DRM complex. The transcript is spliced from 6 exons.